This is a messenger RNA of Styela clava, 10370 nucleotides long. RefSeq lists its product as uncharacterized. Gene Ontology annotation, molecular function: microtubule binding; gamma-catenin binding; beta-catenin binding. Gene Ontology annotation, biological process: negative regulation of microtubule depolymerization; cell fate specification; Wnt signaling pathway. Lineage: Eukaryota; Metazoa; Chordata; Ascidiacea; Stolidobranchia; Styelidae. The record is from RefSeq and is a predicted model, not a curated record. Gene Ontology annotation, cellular component: cytoplasmic microtubule; beta-catenin destruction complex; catenin complex.
UAGAUAUCAUUGCAAGAUUAACAAUUUAGGUCUUAAAUAUAGUAUGAUUCAAUGAAAAACUUGGUUGACAACACUGUGAUGGAAUAUUCUCACAGUUUAUUGUUUAUUGGAAUUUUACUUGCACAUCCUGACAAACAGUAAAGAUGGUCAUCGUGACAUCUAGCUCAACAAUCGCCUCCGGUGUUACCACCUCUGCAGUUCAUAGCUUGACAUCGGUUAAUACAUCUGUUACCAUGUCAGCGGCAUGGACUCCCAAUUGCAUUGGACCACAGUCAGGCAAUGGUAGCCCCAUGGAUUUGUCAUCAUCAGCUUAUCAAAUGCUCCUCAAACAAGUUGAAAGUCUGAGGAAAGAGAAUAGCUCAUUAAAAGCGGAGCUUAAGAAUAACACAUCACAUAUAAGCAAGCUUGAAAACGAGGCUUCGAGAAUGAAGGACAUGGUAUUAUUACUUGGAAAUCCCAUCAUUGGUAAUGGAUCGGAACACGAUGCACAUCAACUAAACAACAGCAACUAUAUGCAUUAUGCAGAGGCAAGUUUUCCCCAAGAUGAAACUUCUUUUGCUGGAGAUAUAGCCAGCUCUAAUACUGUUGGUCAGAUACACCCUAAUGCUCUUCAAACUCCUUUGAAACUUCAAAACGGAAUGGACCAAGAAUACAAGAAACAAAGGCCUGAGUUUCUUUUGGGCUUACGGCAAAAUCCAUAUGGACAACAUUCAGUUCUGCAUCAUAGUGCAUUACCUGGUUCUGUGAGCCCGUCACCCACAGCUGCUGUAGCCGACGCUAUGAAAAAGAAUUUGUUGCCUUUAAGAGCUGAAAGGGCCAGUAUUUAUCGGACCAUAACUAUUGAAGAACAAACUAAGGAUUUCUAUCUUAAACAAUUGGAUGAAUUAAAAUCAAGAUUGGAUGGCGUUUCGGAUUCAGAUAAGUUUUCAAAGACCAAUGACAAGACAAGGCAACAAAUUGAAACAGAAAUUGCAAAUUUACAAGAGAAAAUGGAACAAAAUUUGGGUUCAAGUGAAGUUAUGAAACAAAGAUUAGAGGCAAGAAUCAAACAGCUUCAUGAUAUGGAUAAAGAAAUAGUCAAUGUGGAAAAUCAUAUAAGAAAAUUGGAAAUGACGCCAACAUCACCAAAUACUCCUACAAUCUCUGCUCAGUCUCAUCCACCUAAUGAAACAGAUUUUGGCACUUGUACGAAACAUGCAUCGUUUAUGCGAGGAGGUACUGGGUUUACUAUAACUUCAACUCAAACACCCAACUCAAGUUCGGAAGGAAUAAUAUACGAAGAAGAAUUUUCAUCUUGUGAUAAUUCAGCUUAUGAUUUACAAGUUUCAACCAGCAAUGGAAAAACAUCAAGAAUCGUGCAAACUAUGACAUCGUGUAUUGCUGGUCGUAUUACACAAAAUUCAUUGCCGGCAUUAUCUGAAUUCACACACACUGGGAUUCAUCCGCAUGACUCUUUGUUAUUAUCGAGAAUAGAUCCAGCCGGUCCAGGAAGUUUGGAAAGUUUACCUUCUCAGUCUGAUAUUGAUGAUACAGCAAGCAUGCAUAGUUUCACUACCUCACUGCCCAGGCAUUUUCAAUCUUCUUCAGUCGGUCCUAAAAAAGACAAUGUUCAUUCACCAACAUUUUUACAAGCUAAUAAAGAAGAAUUAGCUGUGAAAAUUUCAAAAAUGAGUAAAACUGCAGAGGGAUGUUUGUCAUUACGUCGUAGUGGUGGCAUAUCUCUAAUUGUGCAGAUUAUUCACGAUGAAUCUAUUUUGAGCUUGCCUCCAUCUUGGUCAGUCCCAUCUAGCCCAGGCUGUAUCCCAGCUAUGGUUGCAAACAUUUUGAAAUCAGCAAAAGAAAGAAGAUUUAGCAUGCUACAAGCACUCAAGAAUAUUGUUCAUUGUACAACAGACAUGAGAACGAAAAUUGAGGUUGUGGUUUUCAACCAUCUGGAAUUUAUUCAAGGAUAUUGUGAACUGCUAUUUGAAUUUUGGGUCCAUGCUCAAACUUUGCAGAAAAAACCUGAUUAUACAAAGAAUAUUUCAAGCCCAAAUUCUGUUAAUGGACACACAGAGAAUGGAAAAGAUGUCGCAAUAUCUGAUAUUAGCAAUAAUAUUAACAAAACAUAUGAUUUCAAAGCUGGACUGGUUAUGGUUUAUGAUUUUCCUGUGUCAAGAAUAAGCACAAUCAUGAAACUGUCUCAUAACGAGGCAACAAGAAGCAUUCCUGUAAUCAACGAGUUAGGAGGUUUAUUUGUUGUUGCUGAAUUGUUUAUAUUACACUGCCGAUGCACUGCAUUCAUUGAUCUUGUACAAUCAACUGUUGGUAUCGAACCUCCUAGUCCUGAUGUUGUUCAACUUCAAUUACUACGAAGAUUUGUUGGAUUCGCUUUGAUAAAUUUGACUUUUGGAGAUGUUACAAAUAAGGCGACUUUGAUUCAGAUGCCUGGAUUGAUUGACACGGUUAUGGCACAGAUGAGUAUUGAAUCGGAAGAAAUGCAACAGGUGAUGGCAAAACUGGUGAGAAAUCUUUCAUGGCAACCUGAUGAAAAAUGCCAGGAUAUACUGAGACAGAAAAACCUUGUUUCCGUGUUGAUGAAAUGUGCAUUGAAAUCGAAACGAGAGGAUACACUGAAAAGUGUUCUCAGUGCAUUAUGGAACUUGUCUGGUCAUUGCCCAGAGAAUAGAACAAGCAUAUGUUCAGUAAAGGGUGCAUUAGCUUUCUUGGUAUCUACACUGACAUAUCGAACAACAGAUAUUAUUGAAAGUGGUGGAGGAAUUCUGAGAAAUGUCUCAAGUGUUGUUGCCACUAAUGAAGAAUAUAGACAGAUUCUCCGUGAUAAAAAUUGUCUUCAAAUAUUGCUAACCCAUCUGAAAGCAGCAAGUCUCACUAUUGUCAGUAAUGCUUGUGGAACUCUUUGGAAUUUAUCUGCAAGAAAUGCCCAAGAUCAGAAGUUACUGUGGGAUUUAGGUGCAGUGCCGAUGUUACGAAAUCUGGUUCAUUCCAAACACUCUGUGAUCGCACGAGGAAGUAGUGCAGCGUUGCGAAAUCUUAUCUCUAACAGACCAGGUUCAGCGGCCGGGCCUGAAUCAGAGAAAAGUGAAACUGUGAAGUUGAAGGCAAGGAAACAAAAAACUGGGGAAUCGUAUGAUGGCAAAAAGAACUUACCAGAAAUUGAAAAAUUUUCACCUAGACAUCAUGCAUGGUCCGGAGCUAAAGAUAAAAUGAUGUCACCUGGUUCUGUAAUAAGCCCACAGAGACAUAGUAUGCAGGAAACCUCCAGUUCCAGUCCUGUGCCUGAUUUGGAGAGAGGAAGGCGAUUUCAGAAAGGCGGUUUGCAUUAUUCCGGUAGCCUUGGAAAUCUUCCCACCGACUUCAACAGCGAAAACUUUUCAAAAUCUCAAAGCAAUGGAUCCAAAUAUAUUUCCUCUGCUAGAAAUAGUAAUUCUUAUCCAGACCAUUAUUCAUCAAACUCCACAAACAAUAACAUUGCUUUUAGAAAUGCAACAAUGCCUAAUACAAAUCAGAUUCGAAGUGGUAAAAACAUUCCCGGUUUUACACCUGUUGCUGCCGCCGGUGGAAUGUUAAAAAACGUCAUGAUGUUUAAUGAUCAGAUGCUGCAGUCUGCUCAAACACCCGGACAACAAGCUACCAAUUCACCGCAAUCUAAUAUUUCGCUCAGACAAUAUUUUCAGCUCAUCGCAGGGAAAAAACCAUUACCACCAUCAGUAGGUAACGGUCUUGGAGCAUCUGAACAAAGCCCCUCGUACAUGCAAAACGCUGGUGGGUUUGGGGGUAACCCGUCAAAUACAAACAUGACAACUCACUUGUAUAAUGUACAAAACAUCCCGAAUGUACAAAAUCAGUUUUAUCCUGGUUCUGGACAUUUGGUAACCCCGGGAGCAACCCAGACACGAAUUCCGCAGUUACAACAAGCAGGUGGUCAGCUGACGGUUCCGCAUCCGCAAAGAAUGCAAAAAUUAAUGCAGAAUACUAUGACUCCUAAUAAGCCUAAUGUUUUACCCAAAUGUACAGAAGAUUUAGUCAGACGUUUACAAGAUGUGGAAGAGGAUUAUGACAAUGAUGACGGCCCUGUCAACUACAGUUUGCAAUAUGGAGAUGAGCAUAUGACGCCGGGUAUACAAAGCCCAAGAACUGAAGAAAUCUACGAAACUGCUGCUAUUGUUAAUCAAAAUUCAAGAACAAGACCAACUAUACAUGAUUCUCAUUCCAAUUUUAUGCAUACUGGCAUACCAUCUGCAUCUAUGAAUGGCCCUGUUACUAAAUCUGAUGGUGGCUUAUCGGGCCUCAGUUCAUGCAUUGGCAGUACCGGAAGCAGUGCUCAGCAACGUCAAGAUGCAAGUAACAAAAGACUUGCAACUGUAGUAUCAAGUGAACAUCCUGUUAUUGAUAGAUCAAAUCCAUCGUUACCUGCUGCAUAUAACAGCUUAAGAUUUGAUAAUGAUCUAGAUUUUGAUGAUGAGAAACCAACAAAUUUUGGUGCCAUGUAUUCUGAAGAACAACUUUAUGAACCUAUACAACAUCAAUCGAUGGGUAUGAUGCCGUUUUCAGAAGUCGAUCAACCACCUUAUCCAACAGCGGACCAAAUGAAAACCAAUCUCAACAUGCAACAGACAACUGCUACGAACAAUUGUCAAUCCACAAGUGAGGCAGCACUGGAAGGCAAAGAACAAGAUGAUAAGUUUGAUACUGGUGCUAUCACUCCCGGCCACUAUUUUGGUAAUUACAAAUCUGGAAGAAAUAGCGGGAUAAUGACACCCAGAACACCGAUGUAUGAAGAUACCCCGAUGAUGUUCAGCAGAGGGAGUAGUUCUUUGGGAUCUGUCAGCGACGGUGAAUCCAUACACAGUUCCAUUACAAGCGAACCAGGAUCUCGAAUGCUGAGUGGUCGUGUAUCUCCAAGUCAUUUGCCAGAUAGUCCCAGUCAAUCGAUGCCUGUGAGUCCACGAAGAUCACCUCGACCACGAACGCCAGUGGAACCUCCUGACGAUGAUUUUGAUGAGUCAUCUGAAAAAACACUUGAUUUACCUACAACUGGAAUGUUAGUAAAUAACUCUGUGAAUAAACCGCCAAUGUCUGAGCGAAUUGAAGAUCGUCUAUGUAAAAUUAAUCAGCCUGGGUACAUUACAUCUGUUCCUAAUAAAGAUGAAAUGAACGUUUAUCGAUCUGAAGGUGCCAUGUCUGUAAUGACUAAAUUCAGUGAUCUGACCAUUGACAGCGGCGAUAAAAUUCAUCCUCUGGAAAAUGAUCAAGGGGUCUUGAGUAAAGUACAAUCACCAACAGGGUCAAGAGCUUCUUCUGUUAACCAUGCCAGUGAUGUUCAAAGCAACUCUGAUAACAAAAUGGAGAAUUCUGAUUGUGCGGAUAGGAAUCAUUCAGCUCGCACUGAUGAAGACUUUUUCCACCCAGGACAACGAGCUGUGCGUCAUGCUGGUUACAUUACAUCGUUGCCUACAAAUGAUGAAAUUAAAAAUUUCGUGCAUGAAGGCACACUUUCACCAAUGACCGCUUUCAGUGAAAUCAGUGGUUUGCAAGAAGAUAACCGUGGUUUUCAAAAAAGUACCGGUAGUGUGUUUUCUGUUCCAAAUUCUUCAAAUUCCAAUAAAGUUGGACCUCGAUCGGUUGCAUCAAAUAAAAAUUCAUUUGCAAGUCGUUCAUCUGCAACUGGAGCCUCUGUGCCACCUCCUCCGCAGACAUCAGGAAAGGAUGUUGUAAAGGAGGGAGACCAGGAAGAAGGGGAUUCAAAAACGUCAAGACAUCCGUCAAAUUUUUCAAGUGUAACAAGCCCUACUUCUCAUUCUAUUAAUGGUGCUGACGAGGAUCUUGGUGACGAUUCCGACAGUCUUCCCAGUUCAUCAUCGGACGAUGAUGAUUUGUUACAACAAUGUAUUCAGCAUGGUCUUCCGAAAAAAAGAUCAUCUCAAAAAUCAAUAGGUCGUAGUUCGUCAUCGAAAUCAUCUAAUCGUAGUAGCAGGUCAUCUCGUUCGAAAGAUAAGUCCAAUAAUUCUCUUCCAACUCAUUCUGGCAAUAGUCAGGUUUCGCAUGAGGAAAAAGAAAAGAAACAGCAAGAAGAUCGUCGAGUUACAAAUCCGUCACCUGAAGUCGUAGCGGAGCGCAAAAGAAUCGACAUAAAACAGAAAAUUGAAUCUGCGAAUCAAAAAUUAAACGGAGUACACAUAUUGGAAUACAUGGACAAUCUUAUGAUGAAAGUGGAUGAUACUGAUAAACCUGGAACGUCACAUAGUACUUCUAAGAUGAAACAAGUUAUCGACAGUGCAGAGAAAUUACAGCAAAGCUAUAGCGUUAGGAAAAAGAUAAAAGAAGAUGAAAAGCACGCAAAUUUAACAGAAAAAUCAAAUUGUGAUUCACCAAACCACUCUACCACUAUGAAAAUGCCCAAGACUACAGGCUUGCUGCCUUUAGAACCCCCACUCCAAUUGCAGUCAAAAAUGAGAAUUCAAUCUUACAUUCGUGAAGGAAUAACAAGUUAUGCUACAGAAGGAACCCCGAUAGAAAUGUCAAGAAGUACUUCUCUGAGCAAUUUAACCAUAGACUCGGAACUUGGGGAUAACAUGGAUAUGACAGGAAUAAAGAUGAUUAGGACCUCACAUUCUGUGUCGGACAUUAAAGACUCUUCAAAUGAGAUUCUAUUCGGAAAUACUGAAGGUGUUUCCUCGCAAAAACCUGUUAGCAGUGUUCCCAUGCAUGUACGAAGUACUAGUUUAGGUAGUUCAAACUGUUCAUCUCCUGUUACCAAAGACAGUCGCGAAAUCUUAAAAGUUCUCGGACAACAAAUCGCGGAUUUGAGUCUUUCAACAGCGGAAUCUGUAGUGAAGGAUCCAGGAUAUACAACUUCACUUCCUCACACUGACGAAAUAUGUAAAUACGAGGCUGAGGGUUCACAAGGUGGUGGGACAAUAUUUAGCGCUCUGACCAUUGACAGUGACACAAAAAUCGCACCUACGAUUCCUAAAGAUGAUAAUACAGCACAGCCCAAUUAUCCACAAGAAACCAAUGUUUCUGAAAAAGCAUCUCCCGAUGAAUUACAAGAGGCAAAAGUUCCAUCUGCAAUACAGAGAAACAAUUGGAUUAAUGAUAAUUCGUUAGAAGUAGAUGACAAUCUUUCUGCUUUAAACAGUCGGGUUAAAGAAAACGAUUGGCAACAACCAUUGAUAGCGCCGCAGUUCAAUUCUCAUUAUAACAAUGAGAAUGACAAUCUGGCCAUGAAAGAAGAACAGCGAAAAUACACAAUUGAAGAUACGCCACUAUACUUAAGCGGUCCUGGAUCCCUGAGUUCUUUAGAUUUUGGAUCUGAUGAUGACAAUGAAUUACUAAAUGCAUGUAUAACAUCAGCAUUGCCUGUUGAUAAGAGAAAUGCUAAUCCACCUCUUCCUAGUCAAAUACUCAUGAUGCAACAACAGUCAAACAACACUGAUCCUCAUGCUCGAAUAAAUCACGGUGUUCCUGAUGGAAAAGUUGAUAGUCCAACUUCUCAGCAAAUACCUUUUGUUAUCCCAACAUUGCAACAACAGAAUUAUUCAGACAGACUGCAGAUGAAUCUGGAUCCUAAUAUUUCUUCGUCAUACAUCCAGUCGCCGAAUGAUGAACAAUGGUCACUCAUUCAACGUGAUGCAGAUGCCCUAGCUGUACGUCUGAUGCAACAAUCUAAUCAACAAACAUCUACUGAUCGAAUGAAGUACUCUCAGGAUAUGCCUUUAAGUUCCAGUGUGUCGCUGUCUCAACCUACAGAGGGAUUUUAUAGAUUGUCAAGGCAAGCUUCGAUGCAAGAUUCAGAUCUGUCGGUCAGUUCUUCAGUGCUUGGCGAACGCCAUUCCUAUGAUGUUUCUGCUAAUCGAGUAAAAUCACCACAUGAUAACGCGAUACAAAAUCGCUCUUCGGGACCGAAACAUCAAGGUGAUAAAUUACCAAAUCGGUUAAAAACUCAAAAUGAAAGAAGCUCUAAAACUGAUAAAAAGUAUAGCCCAAGAAAAAGUAAAGACUCAAGUGCAGUACGUCGUACUAGAAAUCAUCCAUCUCAUGCUAAGGAUAGUUCUUCAGGCAGCUCGUCCUCGUUUAGACAACCACAGCAUCGGAAUCCUAGCAGCAAUACAAGAGGCGGGGAAAUGUGUGGUUGUCAUGGUUCCAAGCCUCGCUAUUAUAACCACGGCCCUGUUUCUGCAUCAACCAGUCAUUUAGUUGACGGAGUCAAAUCUCCAAGUUCAAGACCAAGAAGGAAAAGUACUAAUUCCGCUUCAAAAAACUCAAUGGGGGGUUAUGAGCAUGUAUCACAUCAUCACCACCAUCAGCAAAAACCAAGUCGGCCCAGAAACCAAACUAAAAACUUUUAUCACCCCAGCGUGACUCAACUUUACCCACCUCUAAAAGACAUGGUGGGGGUUUUGGAAGGAGUCGCUUCUGUUGCAGCGAGAGGAGAUAAGGUGGUUGCUGACAGAAAUCCAUCCCAAUAUUCUGGUAACCACAGCAGCCAACCUUUGAGCAAAAAAUCUUCAAGCUCCUCCUUAGUCCGUUCUGCAACAUUUAUCACAGAAAAACCGAGCCAAGUUUUAUUGGAAAACAUGACUCAAGAAGAGAAAGAUCAUUACACAAACAGUUCUAUGUCUUCUUCUGUUUCACCGUCCCAAUCUCAACAUUCUUCUCGGAGUGCUGGAAACCCUAGAACAAGAUCUCCUAACAGUAGUUCCCAAAGUCUCAAAACACAGUCACGCAAUGCAGUCUCUCGUGGUAGCACUCACAGCCUUAAAACCCAUUCCACUAUUACUAAAGAAACUACAAAGCAGAAAGGCAAAAAGAAAAAUCCACCUGCUGGACAAGCCAAACCAAAGCAUAAUAAAGUGUGGAGUGGAAUAAAAAAGCUUCUUUCACCCAGUGACGAUGCGUCUAAGACUCCUGUUAACACCAUCCCUAGUAAGAACAGCACACCUUCAAAAUCCAAACAGAAAAAGGAUGCAAUAAAGGGGGUUAAAACACCAACUAGACAUGUUAAAAAGUCUGCUUCUGAGAAGCUGCCAAUUUCCAGUGAGAAAAAAGUGAAGCAGUCUAGUAAUAUGAGAACAAAUGAAAGUGGAUCUAGUCUUUCAUUGUCUAGCAGUAGUGCAAGUAACGCAUCAACUUCAGACAUAGAAGUCACAAGUUCUGCUAGCACAAAGAUGCAAGGUAAUGUUACUCCAUAUGGACUUUUACCUAAGUCUCCGUCAGUGAAUGCAAUAAUGCGUCGCACAUUGUCUACGAAUAUUCCACAGAGCCGUUCAACAGGUAUUCUGGAUCAGUCAAAAGCACAAAAACCAUCUGGUUCUUCAGUGUGGAGGCGAACGCCACCGAAAGUGCAACCAGCUCUAAAACACAGCAAAGUUCAGAAUUGCACACUCGUAGCGGCACACGAAACGACACGUCAAAAAAGUUGAUUUCAAGUGAUCAGCAAUUUAUCAGUAUAAUCGAAAGCAACAAUAGAAUCUGAAAAUAUUUGGGUUUCAAAAAAGGAUUUAGCAAACCUGCAGCAUGAGUAUUCACCUCAUUCUGUAACAACAAAGUCGAAACUUCCAAUUCCACAAGGUCAGAACCCAAUACAAACCAGUGAUGAUGCUAUAUCAGAGGUUACAGGAGAAAAUCAUAAGCAAGGUUCCAGCAAUUCACCAGCAUCGGGGUUUCAGUCACCGCCACGCACUCAGUCACCGCGGAUUGUACAGCAAGUUGCACCAUUCAAUUACCGUCCCUCACCACGACAGAAGAAUUCAAGUUAUUCUGAGGAAGUUGUAAGAAAGAAAUAUUAUAGCAGUAAAAAAGUUAGUCCUGACUGCAAACAAACAUCUGUAUAAAAUUAAAUUGUAUUUUUGAAUUCUAUCUUUUUUUAUUAAUGUUUAGCUGUUCUCACUUCUAUUUUCAUUUUUUUUUUUUUUGAAUUCAUAUACAAUUUUCAUACAGAAACUGUAUAUACAAAAGGAUAUGAAUUGUGCAUACUUUAAAAUUGCCUUAAAGGGUUGUUGUAUCAAGCGAUUUGUUGAAUCAAUUCAGGUUUCAUUCGUUUCUAUUGGUGCUUUACUCUAUCCUUUGUUAUAUGGCGGUACAUUUUUACAAUCAUUUCUAUUACAACGAUUAACACCACACUGCUUCAUACAUAUUCAUAUUGCUUUGUAUUCGAUCUUUAUUAUAAGUUUACAUAAGUGCUGAGGCUUUCCUUUUCCAGUAUUUUACUAUGUUAAUUUGUUUCUAUAUGUGUUGUAAAGUUUCAUAUUUUCUCUUUAUGCCAUAAAUACUGUUAUUAAAAUAAUCUGUCCAUGUAUUUAUUUAUUACUGCAUCACCGUUGUGCUGCUAUUGUGCUACAUUCUAUAUUACAAUACCUGUUGAUCAA